Molecule: messenger RNA, 5098 nt
Organism: Archocentrus centrarchus (flier cichlid)
Lineage: Eukaryota; Metazoa; Chordata; Actinopteri; Cichliformes; Cichlidae
Product: plasma membrane calcium-transporting ATPase 1-like
Exons: 22
Coding region: 489-4268 (1259 amino acids)
Biological process (GO): calcium ion transmembrane transport; regulation of cytosolic calcium ion concentration
Cellular component (GO): intracellular membrane-bounded organelle; plasma membrane
Molecular function (GO): ATP hydrolysis activity; P-type calcium transporter activity; ATP binding
Source: RefSeq, a predicted model, not a curated record
GAGGAUGCAGCAGGCGUAGACGUGAUGCGUGUGUGGACUUGGCUUGCCGUUCUCAGCAGUAGGCGCUGCAGCAGCGGUCUCUCUGGCACUCAGUGAAGCCACAGAUUGUCUAAUUAGAUUAAGCGAGGCUUUCCUCAGAUAAUCAUUCAGCCAGCUCCUGUUUUUUUCCUCCGAUGGAGAGCUGCUUGAAACUGCGAGCUUGCUGAAGGUCAUACUGCAAAGGGACAAGUUUGGGUAAUAAACUGGGGUCUUGGAGCUGUUCUGCAGACUGCCUGUUGAGGACCUGUCUCCAGGUUAUGGGCUGUUUCUGGAACUGUGAGUGUGUCGCUGCUCACAGUAAUCGGACUGCCACUAAUACCUGCUGCUGCUAACAGGAGGUGAUGGGGGAAGUUUCUUCACAGAGUCCCUGUCAGGCUACAUCUGCACCUCAGGCCUACCACUGAGUCUGUUUUUGAGAAGGCCUCUGCUGAGUCCCCAAGAAAGGAAAGAUGACCAACAACUCUUUGAGUGGGUCCAAAUAUGUCCGACGUGGCGUGGCCAACCAUGAUGCAGACUUCAGCUGCUCAGUCCAGGAGUUGCGCUCCCUCAUGGAACUUAGAGGAGAGGAGGCACUCACUAGAAUCCAGGAAUGUUAUGCCGAUGUUAAUGGACUGUGUGCCAGGCUGAGGACGUCACCUGUCGAUGGUCUAGAUGGAAAAUCGGAAGAUAUCGACAGAAGAAAAGAGGUGUUUGGACCAAACAUCAUCCCUCCAAAGAAGCCAAAAACCUUUUUGCAGUUAGUGUGGGAAGCCCUGCAGGAUGUCACGCUCAUCAUCCUGGAGGUGGCAGCCAUCAUUUCACUAGGCCUUUCUUUCUAUCACCCGCCAGAUGCUGAGAGACAGAACUGCGGCAGUGCAGCUGGCGGCAUGGAGGAUGAGAAUGAGGCAGAGACCGGAUGGAUAGAAGGUGCUGCCAUUCUCUUGUCUGUGGUGUGUGUGGUGCUGGUGACGGCCUUCAAUGACUGGAGCAAAGAAAAGCAGUUCCGUGGCCUCCAGAACCGCAUCGAGCAGGAGCAGAAAUUCACGGUGGUCCGAGGGGGGCAGGUGAUCCAGAUCAAAGUGUCCGAGAUUGUGGUCGGUGACAUUGCACAAGUCAAAUAUGGUGACCUCCUCCCCGCUGACGGUGUCCUGAUUCAGGGCAACGAUCUGAAGAUUGAUGAGAGUUCUCUAACCGGAGAGUCAGAUCAUGUCAAGAAGAACCUUGACAAAGACCCCAUGUUGCUGUCAGGUACCCAUGUGAUGGAAGGCUCUGGUAAGGUGGUGGUCACUGCUGUGGGUGUGAACUCUCAGAGUGGGAUCAUCUUCACACUGCUUGGUGCUGGUGACGAAGGUGACAAUGAGGACAAGAAAGACAAGAAGAAGGAGGAGCACAAAAGAAAAGAGUCAAAGGGCAAGAAAAGCAAAAAAGAAGAUAAAGGCAAAAAAGUUCAGGGUCCUGGGGAGGAUGGAGCCUAUCUCAGCUGUUGCAAGAAAAGAGGUGAAAACAAAGACAAGGCCUCUGUGGAGACGCAGCCACUCAAUGGCGAGGGAGAACCAGAGAAAAAGAAAAAACACAUUGCAAAGAAAGAGAAAUCUGUCCUCCAGGGGAAACUAACCAAGCUGGCUGUGCAAAUCGGCAAAGCAGGUCUGUUCAUGUCAACUCUCACCGUCAUCAUCCUAAUCACUCGCUUCCUGAUCGAUACAUUCUGCAUUCAAGGGGUUGUGUGGACCCCUGAGUGUGUGCCCAUCUACAUACAAUUUCUGGUCAAGUUCUUCAUAAUUGGUGUGACGGUGCUUGUUGUGGCUGUACCUGAAGGUCUCCCUCUGGCUGUCACCAUCUCCCUAGCCUAUUCAGUCAAGAAAAUGAUGAAGGACAACAACCUGGUCCGCCACCUGGAUGCCUGUGAGACGAUGGGCAAUGCCACUGCAAUCUGCUCUGAUAAGACGGGCACAUUGACUAUGAACCGCAUGACAGUGGUGCAGGCCUACAUCGCAGAACACCACUACAAAAAGGUGCCAGAACCAGAUCUUAUCCAUCCCAAGAUCCUGGACCUGCUUGUCCUCGGCAUCGGGGUCAACUGCGCCUACACCACCAAGAUUAUGCCUCCAGAGAGGGAUGGUGGGCUCCCUCGCCAGGUGGGAAACAAGACUGAAUGUGCCUUAUUGGGAUUCACCCUUGACCUGCGCCGAGACUAUCAGACUAUUCGCAACGACAUUCCAGAGGAAAAACUAUUUAAGGUCUAUACUUUCAACUCUGUGAGAAAAUCCAUGAGCACUGUGCUUAAGAACCAUGAUGGCAGCUAUCGAAUGUUCAGCAAGGGUGCCUCUGAAAUCCUGCUAAAGAAAUGUUGCAAGAUCUUGACAGCCAGCGGUGAGGUCAAAGUCUUCAAACAUCGUGAUCGAGAAGAUCUGGUUAAGAGGGUGGUUGAGUCGAUGGCAUCUGAGGGACUGAGGACCAUCUGCCUCGCCUACAGAGAUUUCCCUGUGUCUGAUGGAGAGCCUGACUGGGACAAUGAGGCCCACAUUCUAACUGGUCUCACAUGCAUCGCUGUAGUUGGCAUUGAGGAUCCAGUACGACCUGAGGUACCAGACGCCAUCAGAAAGUGCCAGCGGGCUGGAAUCACUGUUCGCAUGGUGACUGGAGACAACAUCAAUACUGCUCGAGCAAUUGCCAUUAAAUGUGGGAUCUUGCACCUUGGAGAUGACUUCCUGUGUUUGGAGGGCAAAGAGUUCAACCGACGCAUUCGCAACGAAAUGGGAGAGAUUGAGCAGGAACGUCUUGAUAAGAUUUGGCCCAAACUCAGAGUCCUCGCCCGAUCAUCUCCAACAGACAAACACACUUUGGUCAAAGGAAUUAUCGACAGCACAGUCUUUGAGCAGCGGCAGGUUGUUGCAGUAACAGGAGAUGGAACAAACGACGGUCCUGCCCUCAAAAAAGCAGAUGUUGGCUUUGCUAUGGGCAUCGCAGGGACGGAUGUAGCCAAGGAGGCAUCUGACAUCAUCCUGACAGACGAUAAUUUCAGCAGCAUCGUUAAGGCUGUUAUGUGGGGCAGGAAUGUCUACGACAGCAUCUCUAAAUUCUUGCAGUUCCAGCUCACCGUCAAUGUGGUUGCUGUCAUCGUGGCCUUCACGGGAGCCUGCAUCACCCAGGACUCUCCUUUGAAAGCUGUGCAGAUGUUGUGGGUCAACCUCAUCAUGGACACAUUUGCUUCACUGGCCCUCGCCACAGAGCCACCAACUGAGGCGCUGCUGCUCAGGAACCCAUACGGCCGCAAGAAGCCGCUCAUCUCCCGUACCAUGAUGAAGAACAUUUUGGGACAUGGCAUCUACCAACUGACCAUAAUCUUCACACUACUCUUUGUUGGUGAGAAGCUGUUUGACAUCGACAGUGGCAGGAAUGCCCCCCUUCACGCCCCACCCUCUGAGCACUAUACCAUCGUGUUCAAUACGUUUGUCCUCAUGCAGAUCUUUAAUGAAUUCAAUGCCCGCAAGAUCCACGGAGAGAGAAAUGUUUUUGAGGGUGUCUUCAGGAACCCCAUCUUCUGCACCAUCAUCUUCGGGACCUUCGUCACACAGUUCAUAAUUGUGCAGUUUGGAGAUAAACCUUUUAGCUGUGUGGGCCUAACCCUUGAGCAAUGGCUGUGGUGCAUCUUCUUGGGCCUCGGCAGUCUCCUGUGGGGACAGCUGGUGUCAAGUGUCCCAACUAAGUGGCUGAAGUUCCUGAAGACAGCAGGUCAUGCCACACUGCAGGAAGAGAGCCCUGAUGAUGGGUCUGAUGAGAACAAUGAUGUGGUUGACCACGGAGACCUUGAGCUAAGGCAAGGCCAAGUCCUGUGGUGCCGUGGCCUGAACCGCAUCCAGACGCAGAUCCGUGUGGUAAAGGCCUUCAGGGACAGUGUGUCUCCCUAUGAAGGUCUGGAGACACCAGAAUCUCGCAGUUCCAUUCACAACUUCAUGAACCAUCCUGAGUUCCGUAUUGAAGACUCAGAACCUCAGAUCCCCCUCAUCGAUGAAAAUGAGGGUGAGGAUGAUCCCCCUACCAAACGAAACUCCAUUGUCAUCCCACCGCCAUUGACUGGGUUAUCCACCCAGCCACCUCUCACGUUCAUCCCCAAUGAGAACAACAACGCCUUGGACCGCAUCAUCCCGCUACAUAAGGACAUCUCCAGAUCUACACUGGUCCCUCCCAACUCAGCAGGCCUGCCACCCUGUCCUGGGAGCCCCCUGCACAGUCUGGAGACCUCACUCUGAAGCUCCAGAUUGUGUUUGUACUGUUUUUUUUUUAUUUUUUAUGAUGAGCAUUCUGGUUCCUCUGACAGCUGUGGAAUGAAAACAAAAAAACAUUUUUAAAAGAGACUCACUUGAUUGUUUCUGCUCAGGAGUUCAUAUGCAGAAAGGUUUCCAGAUGUGCUCAUGGUUUUGUUCAGAGUGACGGCGGCUCACACAGACUGUUUCCUUUUUUAAUAGAAAUGAAUUUCUUGUUGUUUAGGAGAAUGUUGUUUGUGCAGUGAAUGAUCAGUAAUCAGUUCUGAUGUGUAAAUAUUCUUUUAAUGUAGUUCUAAUGUUCAGUUUUUCAGCAGAUGAGCUGGCGGGGGCCGAUGGUGAUGAUUCACGUUAGUUUUGUGUUGAGGAUCUGUGACUGAAAUGUUUAGCAUAACCCAGAAGGACUUUUGUUCUUACAGAGAUUUGUGUUGUAGACAGAAAGGUUUGAGGAAAGUGUUUAAUGUUAAAUUUUAUUUUAGUACUUAAAAAAAAACAAACAAAAAACCCAACUGUUUUAGAUUGAUGUAUGAAAAGUUAUAAAACCAAAAGUUAUUAAAAUUUAUGUAAAAAAAUAGACUUUGAGAGCAGGAUAACUUUGACAAAGCAUCACAUCAGACAAAAGAAGAGAUGUAGUGGUUAUCAAAAGUCUUUUCAAGAUGAAUUCACUACAUUACAGAGCCUUCCAGUUUCAGGCUUCUUAUGGGCAGCUGUCUAACAGCACAACACAGACAUUGUAUCUGAAAUAAUAUUUUUCAGAAUGGUCUAUUUGUUAAAAAUUUAAAAGACAAUGUGGGAUUAAAAAGGCAAUGCUAUUGGAA